AUGGAUUACACCGAGGAGAACGUAUUCAACAAUACAGAGUGCCAUAUAGGACUCCAGGGAACUAUAAUCAACUAUGGGCAUAUAAACACUACCAACGACCAUUAUCUGUCGGGGAGGCUGGAUGCAAGGAAAAGAGAGAUUCUACGGGAGCUCUACAAGACAUCAUAUCAAGAUCACAAAGAGCGAAAUAUAGAUCGAAUCCCUGGGACAUGUGAGUGGUUUACAACUCAUAAGCGCUUUCGAGAAUGGCAAGAGAACAAGUCGUCAAAGAUGCUUUGGGUAUCCGCGGAUCCUGGGUGCGGGAAGUCGGUUCUUGCAAAAUAUCUGAUUGAUUCCGUCCUUACGACUACCGAAGAUAGAACGAUAUGCUACUUCUUCUUCAAAGAAGACUUUGAGGAGCAAAAGAGUAUUAUGAAUGCACUUUGCUGUAUUCUGCAUCAACUGUUUAAGCAAAAAAGUGCUUUACUCUCCGAAACGAUCUUCAAAAAGUUCGAGGUUAGUGGUGAAGGUUUCACCAAUUCAUUUACCGAACUUUGGGGGACUCUUCUUAGUGUUGCGAAGGAUAAAAACGCAGGCGAAAUUGUCUGUAUUCUUGAUGCAAUCGAUGAAUGCGAAAAUUACGGAAGGUCUCAGCUCAUCAAGGCGUUACGCAAACUAUAUGGUACUAGUAGUGACCUCAAUUUGAAAUUUCUUUUAACUAGUCGACCUUACCGGGAGAUUCGAAGGGAUUUUCUGGGGAGUCCAGAGUCGAUCAUUCAUCUGGCUGGAGAAAGUGAGGUUGAGAUGGAUAUGAUUUCUCGAGAGAUUGAUAUUUUUAUCAAAGCAAGAGUGCAGGAUAUCGGAGCACGACGGCAACUUAAAAUCAAAGAUCAAAAAUUAUUAUUACAAAAGCUUAUGGAAAUUCCUAACAGAACGUAUUUAUGGGUCUAUCUCACACUAGACUUAAUCGAGAGCGACAUUUAUAUCGACAAAAUUGGAAUACUCAACGCUAUUACUCAGGUCUCGAAAACAAUUGAUGAGGCAUACGAGAGGAUUCUAUUUAAGAGUCGCGAUGUUGAAAAGGCUAAAGAACUGCUACAAAUCGUAAUUGCAGUGGCACGACCUUUAUCUCUAAAGGAGAUGAGCUUAGUGUUAGCUCUUGGAGAUAAUCAUAUGCGUCAGUCUUAUAGCGAUCUUAACCUUGAAUCGGAGGAACAAUUUCGCGAAUAUAUAAGAGAGCUCUGUGGAUUCCUGAUAACAAUUAAAGAUUCGAGGAUAUAUUUGCUUCACCAAACUGCAAAGGAGUUUUUUGUUCAGAAUAACAUAUCGAAUUCCACCAAGGGCGAUCUUAAAUGGAAAUACUCGCUCCAACUGCAAGAUUCUCACAGAGUACUCGCCAAGAUCUGUACCCAGUACCUACUCUUUGAAGAAUUCGAAGAUCCUCCUCUUGAAGAUUCGAUGCUGCCUGAAUAUAUCGGGAACUACGUUUUUCUUGAUUACUCCUCUAAAAACUGGACAACUCAUCUCCACGAAUCCCAGCUGCAGGUUGAGCUUGAUGAAACAGAGAUACAAUAUAUUUUGAAUUUAUGCGAUGCAAAUUCAAAGCGUUGCUUAACUUGGUUCAGAAUCUAUUGGACGAGCACAAAUACAGACUUCCCGAAGAAUUUCACCAACAUUAUGAUCGCAUCCUAUUUUGGACUUACAGCAGGAGUAAUACGUUUGCUCGAGAUGGAUAUCAGCAAUAGCAUUGACCUAGAUUCUAAAGAUGACGUAUAUAGACGGUCAGCAGUAUCUUGGGCCGCAGGAAAUGGGUUUGAUGAUAUUGUUGAAUUAUUAGUGGGAGGUAUUGGUGGUCGCUGGAACUCGAGGGCAAUCUCAAUACCAUUUAGAAAGGGAGCUCAAGUCGACUCUAUAGAUAAAGAUCGCCGAACACCUCUGGUGCAUGCUGUUUGGGGUGGGCAUGUAGCAGUUGUUAAUUUACUCCUCAAAGCAGGAGCCCGCAUUGAUUUGGAAGAUAACGUUGGGGGGACGCCCCGGGUUUAUGCCAUCUGCAGUGGACGCCAUGAUAUAGCGAGGCUAGUUUCCAAGGAAGACACCGGGACAGACGUAGGGGACGGUGAAAUUGCGUCACUACUUUGGUCUGCUGCAUCAAAGGGCCAAGAGGCCGUUCUUAAACUAAUGCUUAAAACAGGCAUAGUCGAUCCUGACUUAAAAGAUAGAAGGAAGCAGACACCACUAUCAAUUGCAGCAAAAAACGGCCACGAAACCGUCAUUAGAUUACUGCUUGAAACAGGUAACGUCGAUCCUGAUUCAAAAGACUUGAACGAACGAACGCCGCUAUCAUACGCAGCAAAAAAUGGCCACGAGGCUACUGUUUUACUACUACUUGAGACAGGCAAAGUUGAUUCUGACUAUAAAGACCGGUCCGGACGGACGCCGCUAUCAUAUGCAGUAGAAAAUGGCCACAAAGCUAUUGUUCUACUGCUACUUGAGAUAGGCAAAGUCGAUCCUGACUCCAAAAACAGUAAUGAACUGACGCCGCUAUCCGAGGCAGCAAAAAAUGGCCGCGAGGCUAUCGUUAAACUACUACUGAAAACGGGCAAAGUCGACCCUGAUUCAAAAAGUCGUCAGAAAAAGACACCAUUGUCACAAGCGGCAGAGAAUGGUCAUGAAGCUGUUGUUAUAGUACUCCUUGCGACAGGCAAAGUCGAUCUUAACUCAAAAGAUUGGAACGGAUGGACACCGUUAUCACACGCCGUAGAGAGAGGGAACUUGACCAUUGUCCAGGCCUUGCUUGAUGGAGGGGCGAAAACAGAUAACAAGUAUUCUGUUGUAGGUGAAUCCAAGAUACCUACAUCGGCUGUUGGUUAA
This is a messenger RNA of Orbilia oligospora ATCC 24927, 2850 nucleotides long. RefSeq lists its product as uncharacterized. The record is from RefSeq and is a predicted model, not a curated record. Gene Ontology annotation, molecular function: protein binding. The transcript is spliced from 2 exons. Bases 1 to 2850 code for a protein of 949 amino acids. Lineage: Eukaryota; Fungi; Ascomycota; Orbiliomycetes; Orbiliales; Orbiliaceae.